Molecule: messenger RNA, 1269 nt
Organism: Glossina fuscipes
Lineage: Eukaryota; Metazoa; Arthropoda; Insecta; Diptera; Glossinidae
Product: developmentally-regulated GTP-binding protein 2
Exons: 4
Coding region: 85-1176 (363 amino acids)
Biological process (GO): cytoplasmic translation
Cellular component (GO): cytoplasm
Molecular function (GO): GTPase activity; GTP binding
Source: RefSeq, a predicted model, not a curated record
AAAUCAGCGAGGAAUAGAUAGAUUUUAUUAAUAAUUUUUCGCUAAAAUAUUAUGUUUUAAUUGUUAAUAAACAAACUAUACAUUAUGGGUAUUUUAGAGAAAAUAUCUGAAAUUGAGAAAGAAAUUGCUAGAACUCAAAAAAAUAAAGCUACGGAAUAUCAUUUGGGUUUACUUAAAGCCAAGCUAGCGAAAUAUAGAGCGCAACUGUUAGAGCCAACGAAGAAAGGUGAAAAGGGUGAAGGUUUCGAUGUCCUAAAGAGUGGUGAUGCACGAGUUGCUUUAAUUGGGUUUCCUUCGGUUGGAAAAUCAACUUUAUUAUCCACAUUAACGAAAACGGAAUCAGAAGCUGCCAAUUAUGAAUUUACGACACUAACCUGCAUACCGGGCGUUAUUGAAUAUAAAGGAGCAAAUAUACAACUAUUAGAUUUGCCGGGUAUUAUUGAAGGAGCAGCUCAGGGUAAAGGCAGGGGCAGGCAAGUGAUAGCUGUAGCUCGUACAGCCGAUUUGGUGAUAAUGAUGUUGGAUGCUACUAAACCCAAUGUGCAUCGGGAUUUGUUAGAACGCGAAUUGGAAUCGGUUGGUAUACGUCUGAAUAAACGUAAACCGAAUAUUUACUUUAAGCAAAAGAAAGGCGGUGGUCUUAGUUUUAAUGCUACUUGUUCCUUGACCCGUUGCAAUGAGAAAAUGGUUCAAACCAUAUUGCAUUCAUUUAAAAUUUUUAAUGCUGAAGUUCUUUUCCGUGAAGACUGUACCGAAGAUGAGUUCAUUGAUGUCGUUACCGCUAAUCGGGUCUAUUUACCUUGUUUAUAUGUGUACAAUAAAAUUGAUCAAAUUUCCAUUGAGGAAGUUGACCGGUUGGCCAAUCAACCUAACUCCAUAGUAGUCAGCUGUAAUAUGAAACUAAAUUUGGAUUAUCUUUUGGAAGCAUUAUGGGAUGCAUUACAAUUGAUUCGAGUGUAUACCAAAAAACCGGGAGCACCGCCAGAUUUUGAUGAUGGUUUAAUUUUGCGAAAGGGCGUCACUGUAGAACAUGUUUGUCAUGCCAUACAUCGUACAUUGGCCGCUCAAUUUAAAUAUGCCUUAGUCUGGGGUACUUCAACUAAGUAUUCACCGCAACGUGUUGGAAUUAAUCAUGUGAUGGCCGAUGAAGAUGUAAUACAAAUUGUUAAAAAAUGAUAAGAAUCCUGUUCAUAUUUAUUUUUUAUAUAAUAUCUUAGUUUCUACACUAUUCACUAUUUUGUUACGUAGCAUUACAAUAACAGGAUGUUU